AACGGAGCGGCGGAGCGGGCGGGCGGCCAUUUUGUGAAGCGGCAGCGGAGCUGUUGGCUGCAGUGAGCUCCGGGAAGCCGUUCGGCCUGGGGCUGUCGGUCGCGGGGCAGAGGCACUCGCGCGGGGGGUAACUCGGGUCUGGGUUCUGGUGCCGCGCAAGCUCUCCCCGUCUAAAAGUUGGUUUUAAUUGGUUGCCCACAGGAUUGACUUGGCCUCUACUUCUUAAGAAAAUACAUCUCUUGUUUUACAAGGUGUGUGUGGUUUCAGCGCAGCAUGGCUGUGGUCAUCCGUUUGCAAGGUCUCCCAAUUGUGGCGGGGACCAUGGACAUUCGCCACUUCUUCUCUGGAUUGACCAUCCCUGAUGGGGGCGUGCAUAUUGUAGGGGGUGAACUGGGUGAGGCUUUCAUCGUUUUUGCCACUGAUGAAGAUGCAAGGCUUGGUAUGAUGCGCACAGCUGGUACAAUUAAAGGGUCAAAAGUAACACUGUUACUGAGUAGUAAAACAGAAAUGCAGAAUAUGAUUGAACUGAGUCGUAGGCGUUUUGAAACUGCCAACUUAGAUAUACCACCAGCAAAUGCUAGUAGAUCAGGACCGCCACCUAGCUCAGGGAUGAGCAGCAGGGUGACUUUGCCAGCAACAGUACCGAACUUUAAUAAUCCUUCGCCGAGUGUAGUUACUGCUACUACCUCUUCUGUUCAUGAGAGCAGCAAAAACAUACAGACAUUUUCCACAGCCAGCGUAGGAAGUGCUCCUCCAAGUAUGGGGACUUCUUUUGGGAGUCCAACAUUCAGCUCAACCAUUCCGAGUACAGCUUCUCCAAUGAACACAGUCCCCCCACCACCAAUUCCUCCAAUCCCAGCGUUGCCAUCUUUGCCACCGCUGCCAUCCAUUCCCCCAAUACCAGUUCCUCCUCCGGUACCAACAUUGCCUCCUGUGCCACCUGUUCCUCCCAUUCCCCCAGUCCCUUCUGUGCCACCUAUGACCCCAUUGCCACCCAUGUCAAGCAUGCCACCAUUGAAUCCACCACCUGUGGCACCUCUGCCUGCUGGAAUGAAUGGCUCUGGAGCACCCAUGAAUCUGAACAGUAAUCUGAACCCUGUGUUCCUGGGUCCAUUAAACCCUGUUAACCCUAUCCAGAUGAACUCUCAAAGCGGCGUGAAGGCACUUCCCAUCAACCCUGAUGAUCUCUAUGUGAGUGUGCAUGGAAUGCCCUUUUCUGCAAUGGAGAACGAUGUCAGAGAGUUUUUCCAUGGGCUCCGUGUUGACGCAGUGCAUUUGUUAAAAGAUCAUGUAGGUCGAAAUAACGGGAAUGGAUUGGUUAAAUUUCUCUCUCCUCAAGAUACAUUUGAAGCUUUGAAACGGAACAGAAUGCUGAUGAUUCAACGCUAUGUGGAAGUCAGUCCUGCCACAGAGAGACAGUGGGUAGCUGCUGGAGGUCAUAUCACUUUUAAGCAAAGUAUGGGGCCUUCUGGACAAGCCCAUCCCCCUCCACAGACAGUUCCAAGGUCAAAGUCACCCAGUGGGCAGAAAAGGUCACGAUCAAGAUCACCACAUGAGGCUGGUUUUUGUGUUUACUUAAAAGGGCUACCAUUUGAAGCGGAAAACAAACAUGUCAUUGAUUUUUUUAAGAAGUUGGAUAUUGUAGAAGAUAGUAUUUAUAUAGCUUAUGGACCCAAUGGGAAAGCAACUGGUGAAGGUUUUGUAGAAUUCAGGAAUGAUUCUGACUAUAAGGCUGCUCUCUGCCGUCAUAAACAAUACAUGGGCAAUCGCUUUAUUCAAGUUCAUCCAAUUACUAAGAAAGGUAUGCUAGAAAAAAUAGAUAUGAUUCGAAAACGACUUCAGAACUUCAGCUAUGACCAGAGGGAAAUGGUGUUAAAUCCGGAGGGGGAAGUCAGUUCUGCCAAAAUCUGUGCCCAUAUAACAAACAUUCCAUUCAGCAUUACAAAGAUGGACGUUCUUCAGUUCCUAGAUGGAAUCCCAGUGGAUGAGAAUGCUGUCCAUGUUCUUGUUGAUAACAAUGGGCAAGGUCUAGGGCAGGCGUUGGUUCAGUUUAAAACAGAAGAUGAUGCACGUAAAUCUGAACACUUACACCGUAAAAAGCUGAAUGGGAGAGAAGCUUUUGUUCAUAUAGUUACCCUAGAAGAUAUGCGAGAGAUUGAGAAAAAUCCCCCAGCCCAAGGAAAAAAGGGCUUAAAGAUGCCUGUUCCAGGUAAUCCUGCAGUACCAGUGAUACCUAGUGCAGGGGUUCCUGCUGCUGGAAUUCCCACUGCUGGAAUACCUGGUGGUGGGAUACCUGGUGCUGGAAUGCCAGGUAGUGGAAUGCCUAGUGCGGGUAUGCCUGCUGCUGGAAUGCCCGGUGCUGGCAUGCCCAGUGCAGGAGGAGAAGAGCAUGUCUUCUUGACUGUAGGAUCGAAGGAGGCCAAUCAUGGGCCACCAUUUAACUUCCCUGGUAAUUUUGGUGGACCCAAUGCCUUUGGGCCACCACUCCCCCCUCCAGGAUUAGGGGGUGCCUUUGGUGAUGUUAGACCUGUUAUGCCUUCAGUUGGGAACAGUGGUUUGCCUGGCCUAGGACUGGAAGUUCCAGGUUUUGGAGGUGCACCAAAUAAUUUAAGUGGGCCAUCAGGAUUUGGAGGGAUCCCUCAGAAUUUUGGAAAUGGCCCAGGCAGUUUAAGUGCUCCUCCUGGUUUUGGAAGUGGGCCCCCUGGUCUGGGAAGUGUUCCCGGGCAUUUGGGUGGGCCUCCAACCUUUGGGCCUGGGCCUGGGCCUGGUCCAAUCCAUAUUGGGGGUCCUCCUGGCUUUGGAGCUAGCUCUGGAAAACCAGGACCUACAAUAAUUAAGGUGCAGAAUAUGCCUUUUACUGUAUCUAUUGAUGAAAUUUUAGAUUUCUUUUAUGGUUAUCAAGUAAUCCCAGGUUCAGUAUGUUUGAAGUACAAUGAAAAAGGUAUGCCUACAGGUGAAGCCAUGGUGGCCUUUGAAUCUCGGGACGAAGCCACAGCUGCUGUCAUUGACUUAAAUGAUAGGCCUAUAGGCUCAAGGAAGGUAAAACUCAUGGCCCGCUGUGUGACCUUGGUUCAGCUGUCCGUUUCCUGUGACCAUCUCAUUGAUAAGGACAUCGGCUCCAAAUCUGACCCACUCUGCGUCCUUUUACAGGAUGUGGGAGGGGGCGCCUGGGCUGAGCUUUGCAGGACGGAGCGAGUCCGGAACUGCUCAAGCCCUGCGUUCUCCAAGACUCUGCAGAUCGAGUACCACUUUGAGACCGUCCAGAAGCUACGGUUUGGAAUCUACGACAUAGACAACAAGACACCAGAGCUGGGGGAUGAUGACUUCCUAGGGGGAGCUGAGUGUUCCUUAGGUCAGAUUGUGUCCAGCCAGACGCUGACUCUACCCUUGAUGUUGAAGCCUGGGAAACCUGCCGGGCGGGGAACCAUCACAGUCUCAGCCCAGGAGUUAAAGGACAGUCGUGUGGUGACUGUGGAGGUGGAAGCUAGGAACCUAGAUAAGAAGGACUUCCUAGGAAAAUCUGAUCCGUUCUUGGAGUUCUUCCGCCAGGGUGAUGGGCAGUGGCACCUGGCAUACAGAACAGAGGUAGUCAAGAACAACCUGAACCCUACCUGGAAGCGCUUCUCAGUCUCUCUUCAGCACUUCUGCGGUGGGGACCCCAGCACACCCAUCCAGGUACGCUGCUCAGACUAUGAUAGUGACGGGUCACAUGACCUCAUCGGUACCUUCCAUACCACCUUGGCCCAAAUGCAGGCAGUCCCGGCUGAGUUUGAAUGUAUCCACCCUGAGAAGCAGCAGAAAAAGAAAAGCUACAAGAACUCUGGAACUGUCUGUGUCAGGACCUGCCAGGUGGAGACAGAGUAUUCCUUCCUAGACUAUGUGAUGGGAGGCUGCCAGAUCAACUUUACUGUGGGAGUGGACUUCACUGGCUCCAAUGGCGACCCGUCUUCCCCUGACUCCCUGCAUUAUCUGAGCCCGACAGGAGUCAACGAGUAUCUGACAGCACUCUGGAGUGUGGGCAGCGUGGUUCAAGACUACGACUCAGACAAGCUGUUUCCAGCAUUUGGAUUUGGGGCCCAAGUACCCCCUGAUUGGCAGGUCUCACAUGAGUUUGCCCUGAACUUCAAUCCCAGUAAUCCAUAUUGUGCAGGUAUCCAGGGUAUUGUAGAUGCCUACCGUCAGGCACUGCCCCAAGUUCGUCUCUAUGGCCCCACCAACUUUGCACCCAUAAUCAACCACGUGGCCAGGUUUGCAGCGCAGGCUGCACAGCAGAGGAUAGCCUCGCAAUACUUCGUGCUGUUGCUUUUGACUGACGGCGCUGUGACUGAUGUGGAGGCCACGUCUGAGGCUGUGGUGAAAGCCUCAAAGCUGCCCAUGUCGGUGAUCAUUGUGGGUGUGGGUGGUGCUGACUUUGAGGUCAUGGAACAGCUGGAUGCUGAUGGCGGCCCUCUUCGCACACGCGCAGGAGAAGCAGCUGCCCGCGACAUAGUACAGUUUGUACCUUACCGACGAUUUCAGAAUGCGCCACGGGAAACCCUUGCACAGACUGUGCUUGCAGAAGUGCCCGCUCAGCUGGUUUCCUACUUCAGAGCCCAAGGUUGGGCCCCAGUAAAGGCACCUCCAGCCCCAGCCAAGGGCCCCACACAGGCCCCCCAGGCAUAGGUUCCGCCUGCAGCCUGCACAGCCUCUCGGCAUGGACCAGCUCUGCACAUUCUUCCCGCUUUAUAUCUGAC
Acomys russatus (golden spiny mouse) is the source of this 4733-nucleotide messenger RNA. It is a transcript of the gene Cpne1, whose product is annotated as copine 1. Gene Ontology annotation, cellular component: plasma membrane; nucleoplasm; ribonucleoprotein complex. Gene Ontology annotation, molecular function: calcium-dependent phospholipid binding; RNA binding. The transcript has 19 exons. Gene Ontology annotation, biological process: regulation of RNA splicing; cellular response to calcium ion; regulation of canonical NF-kappaB signal transduction. The coding region runs from base 274 to 4662 and encodes 1462 amino acids. The record is from RefSeq and is a predicted model, not a curated record. Lineage: Eukaryota; Metazoa; Chordata; Mammalia; Rodentia; Muridae.